AUGCCCAACUCAAGAAAGAGUUACCAGGGAGCGUAUACUGCCCGAAUGGUUGCAAUGUUCAUCGGCGAAAUAGGGGUUUUGGAUCGGGGCGAAAUGGACCAUUUCGCUGAAAUCUUCAUUUCUUAUCAGAAGAGGGGCAAGACGGACGAUCCGAAACGUUGGUCUUUCACAGAGAGGGCUUGCGAAGGUCGGCGAAAAGCCUUUUUCUAUCAAGUGCGUUCUUCGUGUUGCGCUCUUAGUCCUCAGCAGCUAUCCAUUCACUUUAGAGUGAUGGGAGUAUUUGAUACCGUCGGCGCGCUCGGUUUACCUGUGGAAUUCGGAACCCACGCGAAGAUCAGGGGACUCUUUGAUUUCCCCGAUAAAAUCCUCGGCCACCAUAUUGAAAGGGCCUAUCACGCCAUGGCGCUCAAUGAGGAAAGAGCGAAUUUUGACGUUACCAAAUUUCACCAGACAGAACGGGGGCGUGCCAAGAAACAGGUCUUGAAGCAAUACUGGUUUACUGGGAGCCAUAGCGACGUUGGCGGAGGCUACGAAGACCACGAUUUGUCAGACAUCGCACUUUUCUGGAUGAUUGUGAGCAGUAGCGACCAAACGAACCAGGCUACCUACUGA
This is a messenger RNA of Cantharellus anzutake, 612 nucleotides long. RefSeq lists its product as uncharacterized. Lineage: Eukaryota; Fungi; Basidiomycota; Agaricomycetes; Cantharellales; Hydnaceae. Bases 1 to 612 code for a protein of 203 amino acids. The transcript has 4 exons. The record is from RefSeq and is a predicted model, not a curated record.